AUGGCAAAAGGCCGCUGUCGGCCUCGCAUGAUGACCAAGCCGGUGGCGAUGGACUGCGAAUUUGUGUCGUGUCCGAUCACGGCGCUGGCCUUCUUUGAGAUUGACGACCCCUGCACCCACCAUGAGAAUGACGAUGGCUGUGGUGGGCACGGACGGGAAGCAGAUGCAGGUCGCACCUAUCUCCUCGCGGGGGAGGACACGCAGCUCAAGAUCUAUGACGUCGCCUCGGGAUCGCUGUGCGGCGAGCUGCAGGUGUUUUCCGCCAGCGUCAUCCAUGGCAUCUUUGUCGGCAGCGGAGCCUCGCGCGGGAGCAUACUGGUCUGGGGCGGCUGCUCGGCCGCCGUAAUUCCGAGGGCCCUGCUGGAGGAUCUGCUAUCCGGGGAAGUGCGGGAUCGCACGGCGCCGGCGGUCACGGAAGCUACUGCGCCGGACUGGAUCUACGACGGAGCAUUAGCAGCUGCCUUGCCCUCGGGACGGGGUGAUGUGGAUGGCUUCCUGGUCACGGCCCACAACGAGGUUGUGGAGCUUCGAAUCGCAAGCGAGCACGGUCACCCAAGAGUCGAGUUUGGCCGUAUCGCAUCACCAUCUCGUCCGAUCCUGUAUUCAGCCAACGUGCGUUUGCUUGCUGGUGACGUGAUCCUGGUCGCGGGCGGAACCGUCUUUGGCGAGAUCAUUGUCUGGAAUUGGCAUCCCAUAAGGGGCGACUGUGAAGUGCUGUUCGUGCUCGAGGGCCACGAGGGGUCCAUAUUUGGCGUACACGUCUCGGACGAGCUGAUUACGCCCAGUGGUGACUCUCUUAGGUUACUGGCGAGCUGUAGCGACGACAGGACGGUGCGGAUAUGGGAUAUCACAGUGCGUAGUCUCGAUCCAUCUUCGUUGGGUGUCAAAUCACAAAACGGAAAACUGGUCGAGGAAGGUCGCGAGACUGGAUUUGGAGGCAAGAAGAACGUCGAUGAUGAAACCCAGGCAGGCUCCAUGGAGAAUUUGGCCUCUGCCCCGACGGCUUGCUCCAGGAGGGCGUUGGCUGUGGCAAUGGGCCAUAUGUCUAGGAUUUGGCACGUCAAGUUUUCAACUCAGGGGCUUCUGCCACCCCUGGGCCAGGAUGCCGCUCCCAGGAUGACUGUCUACUCAUUCGGCGAGGAUGCAACGAUGCAGGAGUGGCUGCUUGACUUGCCAGGAGAAUCUUCGGGAACCCUAUCACAUGUCAAAACCACGCCCUGCCACAGUGGAAAACACAUUUGGUCUACGGCGCUAUUGGCAUCAACUAAGCCAAGAGGGCGUCCGUUGAUUGCAACUGGCGGCUCCGAUGGAAAGAUUUCGUUGAUCGGAGACUUUGGCAGUCGGAAGCUGAUAACUGAUGAUGAUAUUUCAAGAUGCCCAGACAUAGAUGCUGACACCGGCUUAGAUCACACUGCCGUAUCGUAUCUCUUUGCAGACUUCGGGUUGCCCGCCGAUGCGGUUGUACCUGCACAAGUGGCAGCAAACGGCGGGAAAGGGGGCCGAGGGGCCGAAACGUUCAAGACCUUUGCCUUCGCUUCGCAGGAUGAGCUUCUCGUCACGUCUACCCUUGGCAACUUGUUCCUGGGCAAGGUCCUUGCCGCGGGUGAUGUUUCUUGGUCAAAGGUUACCAUCACCGACGCAGAGAGGUCUGAUCUGAAGAACUACAACAUCGUUCGAGGUGGUGGUGAUAGUGGUCACCGCAUUUCUUUUAUAGGUUCGGCGACUGGUGCGGUCUACAUGUUCACUGCCGCGCCGAUCCCGCGUCUGCUCAAGGUAGCAGAUCUCGGAAGGAAAAUAUCGGACAUUUUCCCCUUAUCCAGGGGAGCUGGGAGCCCAGAAAGCAUGACAUCGCUAUUUGGGUCAGAUGGUUUCAACAAAGUCGUGGUAACUUUGCUCGGUCAUGAAGAAGCCUACCUGAUAAGCAUUGCGGACAUAGACUUGGCAAAAGAACAUAUCCCCACUACACAAAUCACCAGUAUACCACUCAGUAGUGGCUUUGUGGUCACCGCUGCCAACAUCUGCAAUGAUUCCCUUGUGCUCGGGACCCGAGAUGGAAAUCUUGUCUUCUAUAGGCACAGCAAGUUGGAGGGAGGCCGUGUUGAGGGACACACAACUUUCCAUGAGGUUUUGCAAGCGACCACAACUAGCAAAGACGCCAUCACUUCGGUUGUCCCACUUCCCGGGGCUCAAGGAGGCGCCCAAUGUCCCUAUGCUCUAGCUACAUGUCGCGACGGAAAGUACAUGAUAUAUGAGAUAACCACCCAUUCCGACGUCGAUGCCGCUGGCCCCAGCAAAGGAGACGGACUGCAAAUCAAACUAAUACACGAAUCGUGCCCGCCAUUUGGUCCUAUCAUCGCCGAAGCCUGGUUCAAAAAAGCUGCUGACAGUGGCGACCUCGAGCUGAUCCUGUGCGGCUUCCGCAGCAGGUACUUUGUGGUCUGGAACGAAACCUGGCAGCACGAGAUCGCCACCGUCGACUGCGGCGGCGCGCACCGGACGUUUGCAUACACCCGAACCGCUGUCGACGGCCCAGACGACUGGGUGCGCUUUGCAUACAUCAAGGCCCAGCGCACACAUAUCCACACGCAGCGGCGGGCCGGUCAUACGGCGCUCCGCAACGGCAUGCACGGCCGCGAGGUGCGGGCCGCGAGCUGGUGCGGAGACCUGCUGGCCACGGCGGCGGAGGACACAACGGUGCGGAUAUGGAAGUACCCGCAAAGCCCUGGGCAGAAGAACACGAAGAGCAAGGAGAUGCGAUGCGUGGCGUGCCUUAACGUCCACACGGCGGGGCUGCAGUCGCUGCAGUGGUGCGGGCCCGGAUAUCUCGUCUCAAGCGCUGGCAACGAGGAACUCUUUGUCUGGCGCGUCUCGAGGCUGGACGACAGGUCGGCGUACGCCGGUGGACUGGCCGUCGUGCGAGAAGCCGUCUACCCCGACCGCACGCCUGAUGGGGAUUUGAGGAUAGUCGACGUGGCUGUCCAUGCCGCUGGAGACCGCGCCGCGGAAGACUCGUUUUUCAUCUCCAUUGUGCUGUCAAACUCGGUGCUCAGGUCGUAUCUGUACUCGAAAGAAAAGGGCUUCGACAUGUUGGCGCAGGGCAGGUACACGGGCGUGUGCUUGACGCAGAUUCGACAUUUGGAAAUGAGCAGCGGCCAUCGCCUCUGCGUGCUAACGGCGUCUACGGAUGGGGCUGUUGUCGUCUGGGAGUGUGCGGCGCCGGGGGACGUCGGCGAUGCGGAGGUUACGGUUGCUAGAGAGUACAUCAUAAGAGAGGUGUAUGACUUGCACCAAAGCUCCAUAAAGGGGCUGGACGUCGGGCCAUUACAGCCAGGAGGUGGCGGCAAGGGAGGCGGCUGGGCUGUUCUCACGGUGGGCGAUGACAACGCCCUCAGUGUUUUGUAUCUGCUGCCAGUGCCAGACGGGAGCGACGACGGUGGUACGUCACCCGGUUCACGAUCCCGUCGCGCCACAGUACGCUCUGCACACGCCGCCGGCAUCACGGGGAUCCGGAUCGUGGGAUCUCGUGACCAAGGCAGGGUGUUGUUUGCUGCAACUAUCAGCAAUGAUCAGCGAGUAAAGAUCUGGAGGGUCCAGUUGGGCAGCGAUGUCGAUACCAAUGACCGAGGAGCAGCCGCCGUCCGGGUACAGCUGCUCCAGGACAGGUACAGCGCUGUAGCCGAUGCUGGCGAUUUAGAUCUUUGGGAAGGGGAGAAUCCUGACGUGGGUGGAAAGCUGGUGGUCGCCGGAGUUGGAGUUGAGGUUUGGGGCGUGAGUUUGUCAUGA
Messenger RNA from Pyricularia pennisetigena, 3783 nucleotides. RefSeq lists its product as uncharacterized. Gene Ontology annotation, biological process: tRNA methylation. The coding region runs from base 1 to 3783 and encodes 1260 amino acids. Gene Ontology annotation, molecular function: protein binding. The transcript has a single exon. Lineage: Eukaryota; Fungi; Ascomycota; Sordariomycetes; Magnaporthales; Pyriculariaceae. Gene Ontology annotation, cellular component: cytoplasm. The record is from RefSeq and is a predicted model, not a curated record.